Spodoptera littoralis (African cotton leafworm) is the source of this 1305-nucleotide messenger RNA. The record is from the annotation of a GenBank genome assembly. Lineage: Eukaryota; Metazoa; Arthropoda; Insecta; Lepidoptera; Noctuidae.
AUGCCAGACCAUUUAGGAGAUGAUAUGCGUAAACUCAAGGAUGCGCCAGAGGAACCAGAAAAAGAAAUCAAAUCCCUCGACGAAGGAGAUAUAGCACUUCUCAAAUCUUAUGGCCAGGGACAAUAUACUAAAAUCAUCAAGGAGGUCGAAGAUGGUAUACAGACUGUGAUGAAGAGAGUGAAUGAACUGACUGGAAUUAAGGAAUCCGAUACUGGUUUAGCUCCACCUGCCCUUUGGGAUCUUGCAGCGGACAAGCAAACACUUCAGAAUGAACAGCCCUUACAGGUAGCAAGAUGCACAAAAAUCAUCAAUGCGGACUCAAAUGAUCCGAAGUAUAUAAUCAAUGUGAAGCAGUUUGCUAAGUUCGUUGUAGAUCUCGCUGACUCUGUUGCUCCCACUGAUAUCGAGGAGGGCAUGAGGGUUGGUGUGGACCGCAACAAAUAUCAGAUUCAUAUUCCAUUGCCACCCAAGAUCGACCCAACGGUAACGAUGAUGCAGGUUGAAGAGAAACCUGAUGUGACAUACAGUGAUGUAGGAGGGUGUAAGGAACAGAUUGAGAAGCUCAGGGAAGUCGUGGAGACUCCAUUGUUACAUCCUGAGAAGUUCGUGAAGCUCGGUAUUGAGCCUCCUAAGGGUGUGUUGUUGUUCGGCCCCCCCGGUACUGGCAAGACGCUGUGCGCCAGAGCAGUCGCCAACAGAACUGACGCGUGCUUUAUCAGAGUUAUUGGUUCGGAGCUGGUACAGAAGUACGUAGGAGAGGGAGCUCGUAUGGUGCGCGAGUUGUUCGAGAUGGCUCGCAGCAAGAAGGCCUGUCUCAUAUUCUUCGAUGAAAUUGAUGCCAUCGGUGGCGCUAGGUUUGACGAUGGCGCUGGUGGCGACAAUGAGGUCCAGAGAACUAUGUUGGAGCUCAUCAACCAGCUCGACGGUUUCGAUCCUCGUGGUAACAUCAAGGUGUUGAUGGCGACAAACAGACCUGAUACUCUGGACCCUGCCCUCAUGCGUCCAGGUCGUCUAGAUCGUAAGGUGGAAUUUGGACUACCAGACCUGGAAGGCAGAGCUCACAUCUUUAGGAUUCACGCAAGGUCCAUGAGCGUGGAGAGAGACAUCAGAUUUGAUCUACUGGCUAGACUAUGUCCUAACUCUACUGGUGCUGAAAUUAGGUCGGUAUGCACUGAAGCGGGUAUGUUCGCGAUCCGCGCCCGUCGUAAGGUCGCCACUGAGAAGGACUUCUUGGAGGCAGUCAACAAAGUCAUCAAGUCAUACGCCAAGUUCUCAGCGACGCCACGCUACAUGACUUACAACUAA